This is a messenger RNA of Xiphophorus maculatus (southern platyfish), 3863 nucleotides long. RefSeq names its product claudin 19 (gene cldn19). Gene Ontology annotation, biological process: bicellular tight junction assembly; cell adhesion. The transcript has 5 exons. The coding region runs from base 588 to 1244 and encodes 218 amino acids. Lineage: Eukaryota; Metazoa; Chordata; Actinopteri; Cyprinodontiformes; Poeciliidae. Gene Ontology annotation, molecular function: structural molecule activity. The record is from RefSeq and is a predicted model, not a curated record. Gene Ontology annotation, cellular component: plasma membrane; bicellular tight junction.
UGUUCAGCCUGUUGUUUCCACAAGUUCUUUGUUGAUUUUUUUUUUUUGCUUUUCACUUUCCUCUGCUUCCUCUCACUUAGCCACUUGAGCUUGCACCAGUUGAAAGGACUUUAUUGGGGGGGAGAGAGCGCGCAAACAGCAGAAAGAAAGAGAAGGAACCGACGGAAGCCAUGCAAACAGUGAGUCGGCCCAGCGAUUUUCCUCAACAAGCCUAAUCUCUGACCAGCACAAAUUGUUUUUGACUCAUCCCUGGAGAGGUGCCCAAAGAAACCGGAUAGGACAGACCUCGAGGAGGAGAGUUUUGUUCAUCAUUCUGGCUGACAGGCAAGACAAGCAUCCAAGUUGUGGGUACAAGCCAAGAAAGAGUUAACAUUGAGAUAAAGUGGAGAAUCACACAAAUGUGAGUUGAAGCAGACAGAAGGGGUGAUGCUUAGAGGGACAAGAAAGUGAGGAGAAAAGUCAAACGAGAAGCAGCAACAACACAAAGACUGCCCACAGAGAAACGAGAAGUCUUGAGAGUAAGCUGCUCCAAGUCAGGUGGAGAGAAAGAGAAAUAGAACAAGUAGAAACAGAUUUUCAGAGCGAGGAUGGCCAACUCGGGUCUUCAGUUGCUGGGGUACUUUCUGGCGUUGGGCGGCUGGAUCGGCAUCAUCUCCACCACCGCGCUGCCCCAGUGGAAGCAGUCGUCUUAUGCCGGGGAUGCCAUCAUCACAGCUGUCGGUCUGUAUGAGGGGCUUUGGAUGAGUUGUGCGUCGCAGAGUACGGGACAGGUGCAGUGCAAGAUCUUUGACUCCAUGCUCUCGCUGGACAUCCACAUCCAGACAUGCCGGGCUCUCAUGGUGAUAUCAGUGCUCCUUGGCUUUAUCGGCAUCAUCGUCAGCGUCGUAGGGAUGAAGUGCACCAAGGUGGGAGAUAACAACCCGUCCACUAAAACCCGGAUUGCUGUCACCGGAGGAGCUCUCUUCCUGCUCGCAGGUCUCUGCACACUGGUGUCUGUGUCCUGGUAUGCCACUCAAGUGUCCUACCAGUUCUUUAACCCAAAUACACCGCUCAAUGCCAGGUAUGAGUUCGGCUCGGCUCUGUUCGUGGGCUGGGCCGCUGCCAGCCUGACCGUUCUGGGCGGCUCCUUGCUGUGCUGCUCCUGCUCUAAAGACGACAUGCGAGGGCAACAGUAUUACCGUCAAUCACAACCUUCCACAGCCAGGGAGGCAGAGUUGUUGAGUGAAACUAGUUUCCCUGACUGAUCAGCCCCGCCUUUUUAUCGAGGACUAUCUGACUGUCCAACCACUGAAUUCCCCUCUAUCGUUCCUGUCACAUUAUUGGCCCCAAAUUUGGACCUCUUGAUCAGGAUUCCCAUUUUCUUCCACCUUGCCAGUUUUAAUGGAAAAACGUAGGCUAGGUCUUCUUUCAUUUCACCACCUUUUGAGUCUUCAUUGUAAAUAGAAAUUGUUAAAAGAUACUUUUCUUUGAGAAGUAAGAAAUUAUCCCUGUCUAUGCCUUCCAUACCUCCCUUUGUGUCCUGUCGUUGGCUGAAGGUUAAGAAUGAAUUGAAACAUGACAUUGUGCUGAUUUGUGGUGUCGACUACAGUGAUCUCUAGGUGUUACAAAUGUGUCUUUCUGGUAUAAUUUGUUCUCUGUGACUGUAUUUUCACUGAAACAUGUCUUUUUUCCCCUCUGAAUUGCAGACCAAAUGUUAAAAGUACCCCACCAGAGAAAAGGGAGCAGUACUUGUAGUUGGGGAGAGUCUUCUGGCCUUGCCAUGGCUUAGAUUCUGUCAACAGGCUAAACCCUCCCAAAUGAGGAAUUGAAACCAGACAAGAAACAAAUUUCUGAACUGAACUCAAAACAAUUUGCAGCAGAAUAAUUUUCGGGGUUAUAGGAAGUGCUUGGGGAGGUUUGCAAAUUUUUGAAGUGUUAGGGGGCAGAGAAAUCAGAACCUUGUCUUUGUUGUUGACUUUGGGAGAGACACAGUCAUUCAGGGUAUGUUUUCUAUAACAUGUUAAAAUGCCUGGGUGUGUAUAUCACCUACUCCAUACUGUUUAAAAAAAAAAUACUACAUAUGUAAUAUUUUACUACAAUUCCUUAUAACAAGUUUGUGCAAAUGUAAUUGGUUAUGUAUUUGAUGAUAUGAACCCUUUCACUGUCCUUUCCUGUCUGAGUUGUGGAUGUCCUUUGCCAGUAGUUCUGUAUACCUUUUUUAUGUUGGAUUUCUAGGAAUGAAUAUGUAACUACUCUGCAGUAUCACUUAUGAACAAAAAUAAUAUUAGCAAAUAUGUGCUGUCUUAUGUCAUUGUUUUGAUGAAGAAUUUUUGCUUGUUGCCAAACUGCCUGGAUCACGGAUGAAUCAUUUCCCUUUACUGUGUCUGUCUUUAAGUUUUCAUCUGCAUAGGCUGUUGCUGACCAUAUCAGAAAAUGGAUGGAUGAACGAAUGACAGUGUCAUCAGUGUCUUGACCCCUAAAUGUAGAGAUGCAUUGAUCAAGCCUUUCCUGGCUGAUAGCGACUCAUAAAACUUUUGUUUGUGUCUUUGGGGUUGAUUUUAACUGACUAUAAGUCUUUGUUCUGAUCCCUGUGACACAUAAAAGAGAGAGUUCAUUGACAGAUAUAGUAAUUUAGUGGAUUUUUAGUUAGGUAUGUCCCAGUAAGGGUCACUCAAGAUAUCAUGGCACAAAACUGCGCAAUGUUAAAAUACCUUAACCUUUUCUUGUCAAAGUCAAGCAUCACGAAGUACAAAUUUGUUGGUGUUAUCACUUGACUUUGCCUGUGGAAGUAAGUCUAAGGGAUUAUUAUGAGCCUGGAUGUGAAGGUAAGUGCUUAAAGCUCGACAUCAUUUCCUAUGUUUUAAAGUCUGAUGUUGAAGUAAGGAGUGGAGCGGCUCCUAGUUUGGCCCUUCAUGUUUUCAGGGUUUGCUUACAGAAGGUUUGUCAGUCUGAUUGAUGACGCUCUUCCAGAUUGAAAGCCUCCUCCACUUUCAAACUAUUUGUGUUGCAGAUUUUUGGGCAGUCAAUAAUAAUAAUAAUAAAUUAUAAUAAAAGAAAUAAUGAGAGAUGGACAGAAGAAACACUGUGUUAGCUUUUAGCUAAAUUCUGUUGGCGCUCCACUAAAAGGACAGGGGGCCAGGGCCAGGGUGUAAUUUAGCUCACGCUGUCCCCCACAAGACGCCACCCUGGGCAGUUGCCCAUGUGCGUCCGUAUCAGAAAUUAAUUCAACGUCAUUAUUAAAAAUGCAGGUUUUACUGUUUGAGGAACACAAGAGCAAACAUUUUUACUUUUUAUUUAGAAUGAUUUUCAAGCUAGCCAAAGACUAGUUGACUUGUAACUAUGAGUACAAGUCAGACUGUGAGUACAAGUCAAAACAAAAAAGAAUAUUUUAACUGAUUAGAGAUUACUUCAAAACAUAUUUUGAUCUGUAAACAUAAAAAGAUGAAUUCUCAGUUCUCCAUAUUGUCUCAGCCAUGUUUUCUAACCUUUAUUUCAGUUUUAGUAAACUCAUAAAUACCAUUACAGUACAUGCAGUGUUUAUUGAUUAAAAAUUUAGACUUCUUAGUAAUCAUAGAUUUAAUGAAUAGGGAAAGAAUUAGAAAAUGUGUCGACCUUUGACGCUCAAAUUCCUAAUCUUAGCUGGAAAAUUGGCAGAUUUCCUUCCACGGCUGAUCAGUGCACCUCUACCUACAGGAUGUUCUGCUCUACCUGCUGUCCUGUGUACUAAGGAACACAAGUUUAUGCAAAUGCCUGACUGAUGCCUGCAUUUAUUUCCCCUGGCAUCCCUUUGUCUAAUAUUUACUUCUUUUACGUUGUGUAUUAUCUUAUUUACAGUAUACUCAUGUCUGUCUCCUAGAAUGAAGUAAACAGAGACAUAAAAUGAU